AUGAGUUAUUAUGAAAAAGCAAUGCGACCGAAAGCUUCGAAAACAGUCAUAGUUUUGGAUAGAAGUUCGAAAUUUAAUGAUUUGUCAAAUGAACAAUUUGAUUUGAAUAUUAAAGAAGGAUCUAAAAUCAAAACGGUUGGUGAUUUUUGGGAAGAGAAAUGUGGGUAAAACUGCUUUACAAAAUUGAAAAAAAACUCUUCCAGGUUGCAUCAUGUAAGAAAACAAUCUGGUCAUGGUGUCUCGAGGGUAUUUUCGAAAUGCAUCGAAUCAUUUCCGAUACAUUUCCAUUAGGCGAACCACUUAUUCGUUUUGCAGUUUCGGAUGUUCCAUCAAGUGGUAAUUCAAGCAGAUUAUUAGAUUCAGAAUGGGGUGAGAAAUUAUCAACACGAAAAGAAAUGUUGGAAUUAUUGAAAAAUGUGAGAGGAGCAUCGAAAAAUGAAGACGAAAAGAAUGUAUCACCAAUUAGUGGAUUGAUGUUGGCAAUUGAUGCAAUUGGACAGAAUUUGAAAGAAAAACAGGAUACUGAAAUUGAGAAUUUCAAGAAAAUUGAGCCAGAUAGUGCUGGAAAUAUUAUCAUUUUUACGAGGUACUCGCGAAAUUGUCAAUUUCCGAAUAUAAGUGUUUUUGCAGAUAUACUCAACAAGAUGAUGUCGAAAAACUGCAAUCGGAAGUCGCAAAAUUGUUAGAAGCCCGAAAUAAAAUAUCGCUAACUCUCCCAACACCAGCUAAACAAAUCUCAAAAAUUCGAUUAUUUAUCGUCAAUUUUUAUGCGUUGGGAGAAGAAUGUAAUGUAAAGACAAAACCGCUUCUGAAAUUUUCGGAAGGAAGUGUUUUGGAAACAUGGGUUAUUUCAAGAAGUGCUGGUUUUAUGGCUGAAGCAAUUCAUUCAAUGAUUAUAUCUGCAUUUAGACUCAUUUCAACAACUAUUACCAAAAUUCCAAUGAAAGAAGAGAAUCGAAGGUUUGUUUAUAGUAAAAUCGGGAGAGAAUGUUGUUUUUCAGCUCUGCAAUUUAUGACGUCGAAUUGUUUCAUGUCAAACCAGUUCAUUCGAUUUUGAAAAGGCUUGGAGUUAUAUGUGUAAGUUGAUUUAUUAGAAAAUCUGGAUUCGUUGAAGUUACGAUAAGUCUCGUACCCCUUAAAUCAGGAGUGUUUUGGUUGUAAAAAAAUCACUAAAUUAAAUCCAAAAUUGCUAUCAUCAUCUCAAAUCUAAAGUGUUUUUCAGGACAAAAAUACAAAAGGAUUUGCAACAGAAGGUGUAACAUAUGAAACAACUCGUUUAGCAUGGGCAACAGUUUCAAAAAUCAAAUGGUCUCUUUUCGGAAAUCAUCGAACUGUUGUCCCGUGCACUUCUGUUCAAGCAUAUACACGACAAUCGGCUUGUUUGACACAAUUUUUAAUGGAUGGAAGAAGUGUUUUAUUGGAUUUGGAAAGAACUGGAAAAGUUGCAAAAUAUCCGAAUAAUGUUGGAAAAUUCUUGAUUUCACAUAUGUUGAAAGUGAAUAAUGGGCGGAUUUUUAUACAUGAAAUCGAUUUCAUACCAAAAAGUGAGGCUAAUUUGAUAUUUCUUUUUCAAAAAAACAAUAUUGUUCAGAACAUCCUCGAAAUAUUGAUCGACUUUUGCCUUGUGAACCAUCAGCUUCAGUUGAUCGAUUGAAUACUUUACAAUAUAAACAUAUUUUCCAACAAAUGAGAUUGAAAAAGGUUGAAAUUAAUCAUUUGAAAUCGAAUUCGAAAACUGUAAGUAUUCAUUUUGUUCUAUUCAAAACCUCUAUGUUUCUUCUUUUCAGUAUGAUCCAUUUAAUAUGAAACAACCUCGGCUGAAAUUACAAAAAUUGACUCGAAAUGUUCCACUUCAUCUUGAGGACACAUUUGUAUUCCAACCGCAUGUGAUUAAGAAUUUUGAACCUUUGCUAACAAUUAUUACGAAGGAUGAAUUGAGUGAUGUCGAUAUUGAAAAUUGUAGAGCGGUAAGUCUUUUUUCACGUAUUUUCUCAAUAUCUAAAAAAAAGGUUCCAUAGUCAAUUUACAAAAUCAAUGUUUUUUUCCAGAAUAUUCUGAAAUUGUACGAAAAACGUGAAAAUGGAACUCAUCUUGUUCUACCAUCAGUUGAAUUAAAAGCGAAUGCGAUCAAAAAUUUGGCAGAUUGCAGUGAACAAAUGAGAGUUGCAUUUGUUGAAUUGUCGAAAUAUUUGGCAAAUUAUCGAGAUUUCAGUGAAAAACACAUCGAAGUUCAUGAAAUAUUCAAGAAAACACUUGGAAUUGAUUUAUUGAUUAAAGACGAUUCGCCGGAUUCGGAUACCGAAUUAGAUCAAAGGUUUGUUCAAGAAAUUAAAAAUAAUUGUUUUAAUUAUUUAAAAAAAAUUUCAGUGUUGCUCGAAUGUUCAAUUCUUCUUCUUCUUCUUCCCAUGCAAAAUCAACUGAUAAAAAUGAUAAGGAAACUUUUUUGAAAAAAUUGAGAACUUUUUCGAAAGAAGAUGGUGAAAUCUCAGAUGAAAAAGAGGAUGAACCAAUGAAGAAAAAAUUAAAGAAAAAAGAAGAACAUGUACAAUAUUCCGCAAAAGGUAAAGGGAAACGGGAAACUGAUUUCUGGAAAAAUAUUUUCACUUUGAAAAAACCGUAGGGUUUCCGGCCAGAAAAUCAAGUAAAAUAUAGGUUUCAAAAUUUUUAAAUAAUUUUUUGCAAAAUAUUCUACUUUGAUAGCUCUUUCUCUUUGUAUACUCAUUUCUAUAUGCCGAAAUUUUAAAGUUCAGGUUUUUUUUUGAAAAUCUCUUAUUCAAAUGAAAUCAACACCUACAAAAACUGUAAUUCAAUAAUAAUAUUUAUUUUUUCCAGAUCUCAACAUCAAUUUGCUCUCAAUUUUCUGCGACAAAUACGAAAAACACGUGGCAAAAACACGACGCGAAUUUGUUGGUCGCGAAUUAUACGGGGAAAAAGCGAAACUUUAUGUUAAUUUGGAUUCUUUGGCUGAAAAUGGUGCUGAAAAAACAGCAACGCCUCCGCCUUCUGCACAACAGCGAUUCAAAAAUUAA
Molecule: messenger RNA, 3029 nt
Organism: Caenorhabditis angaria
Lineage: Eukaryota; Metazoa; Nematoda; Chromadorea; Rhabditida; Rhabditidae
Source: the annotation of a GenBank genome assembly